Molecule: messenger RNA, 5757 nt
Organism: Chionomys nivalis (European snow vole)
Lineage: Eukaryota; Metazoa; Chordata; Mammalia; Rodentia; Cricetidae
Gene: Qrich2
Product: glutamine rich 2
Exons: 21
Coding region: 1-5757 (1918 amino acids)
Source: RefSeq, a predicted model, not a curated record
AUGCCGCCCUUAGCGGCCAACAGGGUCACCCUCCGGGAGCUGGCCGACCUGGCGAUCGGCACUCCAGAGGUGGGAGCGGUGAACUUCACUGCCCUUCAUACCCUGAUAGUGGCCAUACUCAAGAGCCUCAACCUCCAACAGGUAGUGAUUGACUUCCACAACCCGUCGGCGACUGAGCCUGGCCGUUCAGCUGAGUCAAUCCGAGAUGCCAUCAGCACCCCACAAGUGUCAACCAGCAAAGAGAAGCGGCGGAGUGUGACCAAACAGUCAUCUCAGCAGACCCUGGAGAGCCAGGUGAAGGACCUGGGCAGCCAGGUCCUGGACCUCAGCAAGCAGCUUAAGAAUAUGGACAACAAAGUGCAGGGCAUUGCCACGCACGUGGAACACAUCUCCACAGGCACUGACCUCUUCCAGGAGUUCCCCAAGACGGAAGAGGAGACGGCUCUGCUAGCCCCACAUAUAUCCCCACAUAUAUCCCCACAUAUAUCCCCACAUAUAUCCCCACAGACAUCUCUGACAAAGCCCAUAAAGAUCUACGAAUCCACGGAGAUCGUGGACAAGUCUGAGCCCACAGUGGGGAUGCCCCCCGAGACGGAACCAAAGCUCAUAAAGACUCAGGAAGAUACCAGCCCAGCCAAGUCCUCGAGUGUGCUCCAAGACCUCAUAGAAGACAUGAAGAUUCUGAAAGAAGCCCACCGGAAGGUGCAGGAGUCACCUGAGCUGAACGAGCUCCUUCAGCGUGUCAAUGAACUUGAGAAGGUAGUCAAAGACCGAGAAGAAUACCUGGAUCAAUUGAAUCGGAGGCUGAAUCUUGCUCCGGGUACUGAAGAAUUCACCAUGGUCACCUGGGAGGAGCUGGAACAAGCAAUCACUGAUGGCUGGAAGGCUUCAAGAGGGAGCUCAGAUUCAUCGUCAGCAACGCUUGGCAAGCGUAAAAUGACAUUGCCAACAUCAAGCGACCUUCCAAGUGGACUGUUUCCCAAGACCCCCACUGAUGGCCAGGCUCUGGGUUUCACCGGUGGCCCAGAACAGAUGCUAGCCAGCGGUAUGGAGCGCCCCCCUGAGAGGAUUGUUAGCAGAGACCAGAGCAGAGCCAGAGAUCUGCCCUCACGGGCCCGGGAGCCAUCCCAGGUCACAUCAGAAGCAGAUCGCCAGAGGAUGAGAGAGUCUGCGGCUCCCACAGGCAAAAGAAGAGACGAACAACAGCCUGGCCCAACCCCAAAAGUCGUCCCUCCAGUCAGAGACCAGCAUGUUGGGGCACCCGCUAGUCAGGACCAAGUCUUGCCGAGGCCAGAGGAGCGUAGGAUCACACCAUUUGGCAUGGAUCAACCUCCAGAGCUCUAUCCUGGCCCUUACCCUCCAGCUGUGAUACCCCUCACUAUACCUCAGCUGGGUGUAUUACCGCCAGAGAUGGAUGACCAGGAAUUGAUGCCUCUCGCUAUGGAUCAGAGUGGUGUACUGCCACCGUCGGUACCUGACAGGGGUCAACAAAGACUGGAAAAAGCUAGUACAACUCAGCUUGCUGCAGUUCCACUCAGCAUGUAUCAACAAGCCAUGAUCCUUCCUAGAACAGACCAACCUGGCAUGGAACAGGCUGUCACGUAUGACAGUGGUGUAGGACCAUGGGACACGAGUAGACAAGGGUUGAUACCAGUUGGCAUAAAUCAGCAUGGAUUUGUAAUAUUAAGCACAAGUCAGCAAGGACUAAUCACCCCUGGUGUGGAUCAGCAGGGAUUGGUAAUACCUGGCGUAGAUCAGCGUGCAUUCCCUCCAUCUCUUCCAGAUCAAUAUGGCUUGAUGUCACCUGGUUUGAUGCAAGUUAGUACAGAUCGACAAGGCUUUGGACAGCCCAGCUUAGCAGCACCAGGCUUCACACAACCCGGAGCAGAUCAGCGUGGCUUGGUGCAGCCCAGUGUCGAUCAGCGAGGCUUGGUGCAGCCCGGUGUAGAUCAGCAUGGCUUGGUGCAGCCCGGUGUAGAUCAGCGUGGUGUUGUGAAGCCCGGUGUAGAUCAGCGUGGCUUGGUGCAGCCCGGUGUAGAUCAGCGUGGUGUAGUACAGCCCGGUGUAGAUCAGCGUGGCUUGGUGCAGCCCGGUGUAGAUCAGCGUGGUGUAGUACAGCCCGGUGUAGAUCAGCGUGGCUUGGUGCAGCCCGGUGUAGAUCAGCGUGGUGUAGUACAGCCCGGUGUAGAUCAGCGUGGCUUGGUGCAGCCCGGUGUAGAUCAGCGUGGUGUAGUACAGCCCGGUGUAGAUCAGCGUGGCUUGGUGCAGCCCGGUGUAGAUCAGCGUGGCUUGGUGCAGCCCAGUGUAGAUCAGCAUGGUGUUGUGAAGCCCGGUAUAGAUCAGCAUGGCUUGGUGCAGCCCGGUGUAGACCCGCGUGUUUUGAUGAAGACUGGGACAGAUAGACGUAGUUCAGCACCUGUUGGGGCCGAUCAGCAGAGUUCCGUGAGGGCUGAGGCAGAUAGGCGAAGUUCAGCACCUGUUGGGGCAGAACAGCGGAGCCCAGUGCAGCCUGAGACAAGUUGGCAAGGUUCAGCACAUCCUGGAACAGCUAGGCCGAGUUCAGUGCAGCCAGGGGCAGAGCAACGUGAUUUGGUACAACCUAGUGCUGAUUGGGAUGGUUUGGUACAGCCCAGCACAGACCAACAGCUGGUACCUCCUGAUACAGGCCAGCCUAGCUUGAUUCAGCCUGGUGUAUAUCCACCUGAUUUGGUACAACUUAGCACAGGACAAGGUUUAGUGCAACCUGGCACAGGUCAGCCUGUUUGGGUUCAACCGAGCACAGAUCAGCCUAGGUGGGUACAGCCUGGUGCAUUUCUGCCUGGUUUGGUACAACCUAGUGUAGAACAGCAUGGUUUGGCACAACUUGGAAUGGGUCAGCAGGGAUUGGUACAACCAGGUGCUUAUGCCCCUGGGUUGAUGCAACCUGGUACAAUUCAGGAUAGUUUGGUACAACCUAGAAUGGAUCAGAGUGCUUUUGUGCAGCCUGGUGCAGACUGGAGUUAUGCACAGCCUGGUGUAGAUCGACUCGAUAUGGCACAACCAGGUGCAGUUCAGCGUGGCCUGGUGCAACCUGGGACAUUCCCUGGUGGUUGGAUGCAACCUGAUACAUAUUCACCUGGCUUGGUCCAACCUGGUGUAGGUCAAUAUGGUUUGGUUCAGCCAAGUGUAGCACAAAGUGGUGAAGAUCAGCGUGGUUUGAUGCAACCUGUCAUAGAUCAACUCGAUUGGAUGCAACCUGGAAUAGAUCACAGUGGUUCAGUACCACCUGGUGCAGAGGAGAGCAGCUUAUCCCAACCUGGAAUGGGUCAACAGGGUUUAGCACAACCUGGCAUGGAUCAGUAUGGUUUUGUGGAACCUGGUGCAAUUCAGCAGCCUGGAGCAGUUCAGCGUGGUCUGGUGCAGCCUAGCUCACUACAGCCCAGGGUAGAUCAGCCUGGUUUGUUGCGGCCCAGGGCAGCUGGGCUUGACCAAGACACCACUGACUCCAGUACUCGUGUGUCCUUGAGCUACCCCCACCAACUCUCCUCAGGCAGUGAGGUCCAUGGCGAGCGGCAGGAGUCGCUGGAGAAAUUGGCCCCAAGUUUCCCCAUGGCGGUGGAAACAUUUCGCCUGAUGGGUGAGCUUGUUAGCCUUUAUACGGAACUGAAGGAGCACAUGAAGGAUUUGGAUGAGGAACUCUCCGGCCAGACGGACUUGGAGAAAGUCCAGUACAUCCUCUCCACGAUGGUCAAAAAGACCAUACCUCAGGACCUGCAGGAGCAGAUGAAGAGCCUGAAGUCCUUGACCAAGGAAGUGCGGAAGGACAAGGACAGACUGGAGAAGAUACAGAGGCUGAUAGAGGAUGACAGCUCUUCAGGGAAGGACAUGAAGCCCAACCAGCUGACCUUGCAGCUGGGCAUCCUCAGGGUCACGGUCUCAGAUAUCGAAAAGGAGCUGUCUGAGCUGAGGGAGAGCCAAGAGCGAGGCAAGGCCGCCAUGGAGAAUUCAGUCUCUGAAGCCUCCCUCUACUUACAGGAUCAGCUGGACAAGCUCAGGACCAUCAUUGAGAGCAUGCUGGGCUCCUCCUCCACGCUGCUGUCCCUGAGCAUAACCCCACACAAGUCCACCAACACCCUGGUGCCCGGCCAGAUCGACCCUGAGGCCACCUGCCCAGCCUGCAGUCUGGAUGUGGGCCACCAAGUCAGCCUGCUGGUCCAGCGCUAUGAGCAGCUGCAGGACAUGGUCAGCGGCCUGGCUGCCUCGAGGCCCUCCAAGAAGGCCAAGCUGCAGAGCCAGGAUGAGGAGCUGCUGGGUCACGUGCAGAGCGCCAUCCUGCAAGUCCAGGGCGACUGCGAGAAGCUCAACAUCACUACCAGCAACCUCAUUGAGGACCAUCGGCAGAAGCAGAAAGACAUUGAAGUGCUGUACCAGGGCCUAGAGAGGCUGGAGAAGGAAAAGGCUGACCGAGAUCACCUGGAGAUGGAGAUCGAUGUAAAAGCAGACAAGAGCGCUCUGGCGUCCAAAGUGAGCCGGAUCCAAUUUGACGCCACCACCGAGCAGCUGAACCACAUGAUGCAGGAACUGGUGGCCAAGAUGAGCGGACAGGAGCAGGACUGGCAGAAACUUCUGGACAAGCUCCUGGCGGAGAUGGACAGCAAGCUGGACCGCCUGGAGCUGGACCCACUGAAGCAGAUGCUGGAGGACCGCUGGAAAUCGCUGCGGCAGCAGCUCAAAGAGCGCUCUCCACUCUACCAGGCAGACGAGGCAGCUGCCAUGCGCAGGCAGCUCUUGGCUCACUUCCACUGCCUGUCCUGCGACCGUCCCUUGGAGACAUCGGUGACUGGACAAGUCCUCUCUAUGACCCCUGUAGUUCCCAGCAUGCCCGGGCACCGUUCUAUCCGGCCUUAUACUGUGUUUGAGCUAGAGCAGGUCCGACAGCAGAGCCGCAACCUGAAGUUGGGUGGCAGCUUCUCUCGGGGCGAUCUGUCCCAGAUGGAGCGGAGUGUGGGGCGCCUGCGCAGCAUGCACUCCAAGAUGCUGAUGGACAUCGAGAAGGUGCAGAUCCACUUCGGAGGCUCCGUGAAGGCCAGCAGCCAGAUGAUCCGAGAGCUGAUGCACGCUCAAUGCCUCAGCCACCCGUGCUACAAACGGGGGGUAGAUACGGCAGACUAUACCUACUCCACGGUGCCCCGGCGCUGUGGGGGCAGCCACACCCUCACCUACCCUUACCGCCGAAACCGCCCGCAGCACCUGUCCCCGCUGGAGGAGAUCCAGAUUGCCAUGAAGCAUGAUGAGGUUGAUAUCUUGGGCCUCGAUGGACACAUCUACAAGGGACGAAUGGAUACAAGGUUGCCAGGCAUCCUAGGGAAAGACGGAAUGACAAAGCACAAGUCCAAGCAGCUACAGCAGCUACAGCAGUUACAACAGCUGCAUCAGCUGCAGCAGAUGCAGCAGCUUCAGCAGGCUCAGCAGGCCCAGCAUGCCCGGCCCCACGUGCACAGACAGCCUUCCCUGGGCAACGGCGGCCUGCCACCCUCUCGGCCUCAGAGUGCCCAGAUGCUGGCUGACAGCAAUUCAGUUCCUUCAGGGCAAAAGAAAGACAGACCCGUCUCCUCUGAGGGGCGUCUCUCCCAGCCGAAUGUGGCCCACGCAUCCAUCCCUACAGAGAUGGCAAGUCUGCAGGGCGGCCCAUCUGGUCUGAAUGUCCACAUGGAUGUGCCUCCUAGGGAGGGGAUGGAGGAGCCCACCCGGGGCCCGAGGUCCACCACUGCUCACUAA